AUGGCGGCCGACGAAGAUGCUAUUUGGAGAGAAUUCUUUGAUGAUAGCGAUUCAGAUGAAGAUUUGUUUGAAGGUUUUAUGGCGAGUGAUAUCGAUGGAGAAAUGGAUAGUGAAGAUGUUUCGGAAUCUGAUGUUGACGUUCCGACACCAGGUGUUUCAUUAUCGGAUUCGUUUGAGGAUUCUUGGCUUCACCGAUUCGACAAACGGACCAGCGUUUUGCUCGAUACAGAUGGAACAGAAACUGUGUUUGAAAUAUUUUGUAAGUUUCUUGACGAAGAUUUUAUUUCGAUGCUAACAAUUCAAACGAACUUGUACACAGAACAGUAUUUUGAAAAGCACCCCAAAGAUACAUUACCGCCUUGUUCUACAACAUGUGGAUGGGUACCUGUAGUGAACACUGAAAUGAAAUCAUUUUUGGGCAUUUUGUUGUUCAUGGGAGCUGUCAAGUUGCCCAAUUAUGCAUCCUAUUGGUCAACAAAUGCAUUGACCCAAAUGAAAGGAUUUCGAGAGAUCAUGAGCCGUGAUCGCUGGCAAAUAAUAUGGAUGUUUUUCCAUGUGUGUGAUAACACAACAAACCUUCCAAGAGACCAUCCAAACCAUGGCCCAACUUUCAAAAUCCGCCCUGUUGUUGAUAAACUGAUUGAAAGAUUUCGCGACAUUUAUUACCCCGAGAAAGAACUUUCUGUGGAUGAAAGCCUUAUUGCAUUCAAGGGCCGUAUGAAAUCUAUGGGUCAGUAUAUGCCACAGAAGCCACAUAAAUGGGGACUGAAAGCAUGGGUACUGUGUGAAUCCUCGACAGGAUAUUGCUACAACUGGUUUAUGUAUGUUGGACGAAAACAAAACACAGAGGUGGGACUAACUAAUUCAGUUGUCAAGGAUGCAGGACAUCAUGUAUACAUGGACAAUUUUUUUUCUUCGCCACACUUGUUCAAAGAUUUAUCAGAAUGCAGUGUUGGAGCUUGCGGCACUCUACGGGCAAACCGACGCGGAACUCCGCCUCAAAUACAGAGAGCUAAGUUGAAAAAAGGAGACGACCCAAUGUUUGUUCGGGACGACAAGUGUUUAUUCAUUGCCUGGAUGGACAAGAAGCAGGUAAAUGUGCUGUCUACCAUCAACAACACCCGUAUGAUGAUCAAGUACAUUCGAUGCAGGGACCCAGCCAAUAACAACAGGAGAGAGAUCAACAAACCAAAAGCUAUCGAGUGUUACAACCAGUUUAUGGGUGGAGUGGAUUUAUUGGAUCAAAAGAUUUGGACUAUCUUGGUGUGCACAGAACAGUAA
This is a messenger RNA of Gigantopelta aegis, 1281 nucleotides long. Its product is annotated as piggyBac transposable element-derived protein 4-like. NCBI's taxonomy places the organism in Eukaryota, Metazoa, Mollusca, Gastropoda, Neomphalida, Peltospiridae. The coding region runs from base 1 to 1281 and encodes 426 amino acids. The transcript has a single exon. The record is from RefSeq and is a predicted model, not a curated record.